CAGUCUCUCAGUUAUUCUAGUCCGUGACAAGCACAUGCUAUGUUAAAAAAUUUCUAGAUUUGCAUUCGAAAUUAAUUCAAAUAUAUUGAAGAAAUCAUAAUUUGAAAUUUCUGUUUAGUUACCAUGGAAACACUUUAAAAAUAUGUGUUUCUCCACAAAUGUAUUUCUAUCUCUUGAAAAAUGACAAUUUGAAAAAAAAAUAUUUUACAUUAGAUAACCUAAAUUGUUGCCAAAUACAUGUACUCACAAUUUAUAUGUUCUUGAAUACCGGUAAGCAUUUAAUUGCCAUUUUUACAUCUUUACCCUCUGUCAACAUGGAAACAGGGCCACAUAGCAACAAAUUAAUGGUGUUGAACUUUUUUACUCAUCAAAGUCUAUCAAACUGUAAAGUAUUAAAAAAUCUGUGACUAUGCGUAAUCACCAAAUUUUGAUUCUUUACAUAGAAUUGAUCUUAAAAUUUAGACAUUUUUUAGUUAUUUACACGUAUAGCAUGAAUAAGAAAACAAAAUGACAAGCAUUCAUUGUUUACAUAUCAAAUUUGACAGACAUCAGGGACUGCAGCACAUGUCGGAGUCUGUGUUUGUGGGACUGUGUGAGAUAGUGGGGACCACACAACAGGUGGCUAUCAGGAGGGAGACAUCGGACAUCAAGGAGAUGGUGGAGAACGGACUGAUAACAAAUAAUGUGAUCGUUAAGAUGUUGAGUGGAAGUACAAGAGAAGGGUUCAGACUGGAGGGAUCAGAUAUUGACACAAUGUACUGGCCAAACGACCACCGAGUGAUCAUGGACAGGUCUCAGUCUGAGUAUUACAACACAGCCAAUACAACCUUGAUUCUCUCUGACAGCUCUGAGAGUCCACCAGGAUUCACCUUACUUCAGAAACUGACACCAUUAACACUUAUGUUUGGUAUGUCUGUCCAAGCAGCAUGUGUCAGAAUGAAUAACAGAGUCUAUAUAUCUAGUUCUAUAUGGAGACAGUUAUCUCGUUCAGCAGUAAUUCCUAAUUCUACUGUACAUGGACCCUGUGGAACUGCCAAAGUAGCAGGAGAAGAACAUGACAGUGCCUACUGUUUCGUUAGUGACUUUUGGCCUCAAUCUGCCUCCUCAUGGAUAGACAGAUGUCACUUAUGGCCUGAUCCUGAAGUUGUUGAUGACAUUGUCAGAAAUGGAUGUCACUUUGUAGCAAUAGGACACCCAUUAGGACCACAUGAAAAUGAAGAAUGGAGAAUUUCUUUUUCUCGGGCAGAAUAUAAACUAGUGUACUCAAUGAACCACUGUCAGCUUUUGAUAUAUGGGUUGUUAAAAAUUUUCUUAAAAGAAGUUUUAAAUCAACAAUCAGAAGAAACCAAUAAACUGUUGUGUUCCUAUCACAUGAAGACAACAGUUUUCUGGGCGAUUCAAAAAAAUACACUGCCUCACUGGUGUCCACAAAACCUCCUGGCCGGUUUCUGGGUCUGCUUCAAACUCCUCCUUAGAUGGGUUUAUGAGGGGAUAUGUCCCAACUUUUUCAUCCCACAAAACAACAUGUUUCUGACAAAGGUCCAUGGCUCAGCACAAAACAGAUUGUUCCUACAGUUACAUGAAUUGUACAACAAAGGUCUGGCCUGUCUGUUACAGAGUUCCUCUAUCAGGUCCUACAUCAUUGAUGUCCUGUACAAUCCCAGACUUUCUAUUUGUACAGAUGAGAGUAUGAUUAGGUCUGAAACUGAUAAUUAUAUAGAACUUGUCAUAAGGUCCCCUGUUCAGUUUACCAAAGAUGUAUCUCAAGGAGACAUGUGUACCAAAGCCAUCCAUACAAUAGAACAGUUGGUACAUACACCCUUGUCACAAUAUAAAGUUGUUACAUUACAGAUGUACACAUCUUUUUUUUUACAGUGUUCUGCUUUUGCAUUACAAAAUAUGUACACUAAUACAGGUGUCAACAAACAGAUGUAUAUUGCAGACAAACUGUCCAACUCUAUGCUGAUAUUAGCAGCCAAGUUUGGGUUUCAAUCUGACAUGUUGUUCAUUGCCAUGUAUUAUUACAAGACACUCAGAUACAGGGAAGCUUUAUCUGUUAUAGAGAUGAUAAAGUUCAAGUUAGCACGGCCAGAUCUGAUGUACCAUCAAAUUGUACACAGAGCGAUCUCGAGGUAUACUGAGCCUGUAGAGAGACAGGUUUGGGGUAUGUUCAGACAGGCUGCACCAAGAAAUAUGAUACUUUACAACACAAUCAGUUAUAUCAGUGAACUUCUACCAGAACAAAAGUCUUCUAAAGGGAACAGACGUCUAACAUCAGAAAUCCCAUUCCUUGUUAUGUUACACUUUCUAGAGUUCUUGUGUUACAGACACAUUGGUACAACAUUAUCACAAGCAGCUCUAGAUGAGCUACGGGCCCUAGUCCACCAUGAUCUGGGAAUGGAUAUACAUAAUCUACAAAGAGACAUUUCCUGGGAGAUACUGGGGAUCUGUCAACAGAUCACAGGGAACCUCCAGGCUGCUCUGUACUCAUACCAACAGUCACUCAGACAAUAUCCAUUCCAUAAAAUACGAACUGCUACACAGAGGAGAAUACAGGACAUAGUUCAGUCAACACAACACCAGUAUACAGAGGAUCUGCCUUUAGAUUGAAAAAAAUUAAUAUGAAGAGAUUAAAACAAUACUGUAAACUAUUAUAUUAAGCGUGUACAAAAUUUGGUGGAAAUUAGUUUUUGAAGAAGUUGGAUUUGAAUUAGCGUAUUCCUGAAUGUGACUAUUCUUAUACAUAUAUAUAUGCAUGGCAUUUAGCAAUGUACUUGAUUUAGCGUAAGCCACAUUCCACCAAAAGCACUAAUUAGAAUACACGUCCCCCAUAAUUAUAGUUCUUGAAUCACUCAUCACAUCAAAAUAUCAUCACUACAUACUCUUUCCAUAUUUUAGAUGUGUAUCACCUUAAAAAAGUGAAAUUUUCACACUACCUCUGGCAAAAUCAUUUUAACAACGAAUUUGUGCUCUAAAAAUUAUUAAAAUGAUAGUUUUUUAAGAUUUGUCACUUUGCAAGUUCAUUUAAACUUUUUUCAUAAGACCUUUGAAAUAAAAUGAAAUAAUUGUAAUGAUAUUUUGUCUUACAGUAUGAUGGUAACUUUGUAGGUUUUAUAGAUUUAAACGUAAAUAUAUAGGAUGUUUUCAUAUACAGUAAGACCUUAUGCGCGUGUGUAGUCUUCUGUUUAUUGACUUUGUGUGGCCCCGCCCCCAUAUAUUGGAGGCUUGUUGAUAAAUCAUAACUUGAAUUAAAUGAAAAAUUGCGUAUUGUAAAUUAUUUGUAUAUCUUUGUGUGUCAAUUUGUAAUAUGAGUUAUUUUGUUCAUAUAGUAGCCAAUGCCAAUAAAUUUAAUACUUAAUUGAAAUAAAGAACUUGAACAAUAAAAAGCAAUAUUAUUUAUUACAACAGUAAUAUACCAUGUUAUUUUGAACACUUUUUUUUACAGAGUUCAUGGUAAUUUUAUUGUACAAGUUAAUAAUACAGUACAUGGAGGAGAUAUAGUGAAUUUUCCUACAGUUGUAAUGAAGAAUAUAAUACAUUGUAUGCAAAACAAGAUAUCUGUGAGCCAAUGCUCACUAGUGAUACCCCUGCUCUGAUGUGAAUAUGCAAAACAAGCAAAGUCGACAUUUAACAGAAAGCUGGCAUCCGAUUGGUACAGAAAUAUAUCCCACAAUAUGGCAUACCUAAAAAAAUAUCCCACGAUAUGACAUGCCUAUACAAAUAAUGUGUAAAAAUUUCAAGCAUCUGUGGUAAAUAGUUGCUGAGAAAUCUUUGACGGAAAUUUGUUUGAAAAUUUUGGUUAAAAAAUAAGCAAAGUCGUCAUUUAACAGGAGGUUGACGUCUGAUUGGUACAAAAAUAUAUCCCACAAUAUGGCAUGCCUUAACAAACACUGUGUAAAAAUUUUAAACAUCUGCUAUAAAUAGUUGCUGAGAUAAAUGUGAAAGAAAUUUUUGUUACAGACGGACAGCAAACACACAAGGGUAAAACAGUAUACCCCUUCGGAGCCGGGGGUAUAAUAAGCAGUCAACUUUAAACAUGAAGUUGAUAUCAAAGGACUACUGUGGAAUCAUUUAAAUUCGUGGGGGCCAAUUUUCGUGGAUUAUUAAUUUCUUUGCUAGUUCGUGGGGAUGUAAUUUGGUGGAUGCGUCGGUUUCUGUUUCAGCAACAAAGAUAACUCUUUCUAAAAUUGUUUUCGUUGAGGAUUUAAAUUCGUGGGGAAGGGCUACCCACGAAUACCACGAAAAUUGAGCCACCACGAAUUCUAAUGAUUCCACAGUAUUAGUGUUGUAAAAUCGGACCAAUUUUACUAACGAUAAUCAAAUUGAAUCGGCAGCUCACAAUCGAUUAAAAAAUCGAUUAUGUAAACUUUCAAAUUUUAAGAAAGAUCAAAUUUUUUCAUCCUGUCAAUGAGUGAAAGAUACCAGCAUCAAACAAAGAAAACACCUUUUUUUUUUUUUAAUUCAUAAUUUUUAUGAACUUAUCUUCAAAUGUAUUUAAAAAUAUUAUACUUAGGGACCAACCUAGGGCAAA
Molecule: messenger RNA, 4531 nt
Organism: Magallana angulata
Lineage: Eukaryota; Metazoa; Mollusca; Bivalvia; Ostreida; Ostreidae
Exons: 1
Coding region: 508-2610 (700 amino acids)
Source: RefSeq, a predicted model, not a curated record